Adelges cooleyi (spruce gall adelgid) is the source of this 4981-nucleotide messenger RNA. Its product is annotated as cilia- and flagella-associated protein 43. NCBI's taxonomy places the organism in Eukaryota, Metazoa, Arthropoda, Insecta, Hemiptera, Adelgidae. The coding region runs from base 125 to 4981 and encodes 1618 amino acids. Gene Ontology annotation, molecular function: protein binding. The transcript is spliced from 23 exons. Gene Ontology annotation, cellular component: axoneme. Gene Ontology annotation, biological process: cilium assembly. The record is from RefSeq and is a predicted model, not a curated record.
UAAGGGAAACCAGUGGAGAUAUAUAAUAUAGAUAGUAAGUUCCCGUUGUACAGUAUAUUUGUCUUAUUCGUAAGUUGACUUCUCUUUUAUUACACGCGGAUCGUUAAAUUUAUUCAUCCAAGAAAUGUCCAGCUUUAAAGACAGUGUCACCAUGGAAUUAGAAGGCGAGGAAAUUCUGGAGGAGGGAGAGUAUAUUGAAGAAGACGAAGUUGAAUAUGGAUGUACUUUUGGAACUUGUUUUUCGACAAGUUUCGUUAAGCCGGUAAACAUUACUGAACUCAAGUUUGUGUCUAAAGAUGUAUUUGUGAUGACUAUUGGUAAAACGUUUAUGUUUUACGAUUUGAAAACUCACAAACAAGAAUUGGUGACGGUAGGCGUUAAGAACGGUUUACCUAUAAAUAGUAUAGGAUGCUUGGACUGCUGUUCCGAAGACGUUGAUGUCGUGGCUGUGGCCGACAAGCCCCCUAUGCGCAAAGUAAUCGUGUUCAGGUAUCCAGACAUGAAAGUUUUGUCUACCCUCGAAGACGAAGACGUUCUCGUUGCCUACAAAGCUUUGUUGUUUCUGAAAACUACUUAUAUUAUCGGAUUGCUGGAUUACCCGCUGUUCGAUCUAGUCAUAUGGGCUUGGAGAUCCAGAGAGAAACUCUUCUCCAUCAAUACCGGGUGCGUCCAGCCAAAUCAGACUUUGGGUCUCAUUACGAUGUCCUGCCAUAACGUAUACCUCAACCAAACUGAACGUGGACAAGUACGAUGCAAUCUUCAACUGUGGACGUUAAUGAUCAGCUCUAAAACUGUGUACGCUGAUAAGGCGGUUGUUCGUUUACCGUCGGACGACACGGACGUGUUGACAAGCUGUUGGACAACUAGUGGAUGGUUCUUGUUUUGCGACGGUUCCAUGAACGUUUACCGCGUUCGACCGGACGGCGGAGGCGCUACAGACCCGGAAAUUUGCGUCGAAUAUCACGGUGAUAGCAACGAGAAUUUUCAACCUCUGCUGAGUUCAUUUUUCAAAGGGUUCGUCGUGUACAAUCCAACCGGUCUUACUAGGUUCAGAGAAGUUCAAAACGGUAGUUUCGCCAAAAUGUGGACGGUUACAACCAAUAGCAUAUAUGAAAGUAUUUUAGCCAGAGAAAACGAAGUUCACUGCUGGUCGAACAGGGGCACUUUAAUUGAGGUAACGCAAAAGACCCAAAAAGUGUUGAAAAAUUGCGGAUCAAAAAUUCGGAUGUUUACUUUCGUCAAACCAACCGACCAAACUUUUACUACCAUUAACGAAUUUGAUGUAAUGAGAAUUUGGGAUACAUCUACAGGAAAUUUAAUAGCUGAAAUCGAUUUGGACAGCCAUUCAACGAGUAUAAACGCCAAUCCACUUUAUCAUUAUGUCGCCGUCACGUUUAAUAAUGGUAAAAUAGAAUUAAGAAAUGCCGAUUCUACAGACGACAGUUUAAACCUUAUUGCAAAAAUGGUGUUAUGCGAUGAAGAGCUAUCUGCUAUUAAAUUUUUCCCCAAUGGUCAAAAUUGCAUAGCAGUAGUUUACUCUACAGGCUGGUUUUUUCAUAUUCAAGUAAUUUUGGGUCAAAGCUGUACUGUAAUUAAAGAAUUUCACUUAAAUAAACAAGUUAUCGAUAUAGAAACAGUGACUAACGAUAAAACACCAUAUAUAGUGGUGUUAUAUAAGACAAAAGAUGACGAUAAAAUCGCCGGGAACAACGUUGUAAUAUAUAAUUCUGAAUUCAAAAGUGUCUUUCAAUUGAAAAAUAAUGAAAAUUACUUAACAUCAGUUUCAAAUUGGCCACCGCUAAAGACACCUAAUUUACUGCGGAUUGCCUUCACCGCAUACCUUGGGAAGCACAUACAUUUGAUGAUUAUAAACGUGAUCAAGUGGAAAAUACUGGAGGAAGAAAUUUUACCGUUGGAUCACGACCUAAACGACGUCCACUUGUCCGUGUGGAAAAAGCACUGCGUCACUUAUAGCUGGGAUGGCACAUACAAUCUGUAUGAUUUUGAUGACAACGGUCAAUGGAUCAAAAUUGUCAGGGCAUCAUGUAGCGAUUGGCAAACUGGCGGAUUGAAAACCGUCGAAGUCGAUGCCAGCGCUCGAAACAUGCUGGUGCUAACUAAAAAUGGGGACGUGUUGUGUAUUAGUUUUAUAGAAGGCUGUACACACGGCAGGGUACGCCAUCUUGUAGACACACCGAUUAACGUGGACAACAAAAAAACUGUUGGCAUCGGUAACGAAGUAACCGAUGAUAAUCCAAAUCGAAUGACAUGGGAUAUGAUAAAUAAACAAAAUCAAUUGGAAACUAGUAAAAUAGUGCACAAAAAGACGAUAAAUUUAAUAAAACAAGAAUUUGAAACCAUUAAAAUAGAACUGUCAAAGUUGUUAGAAAACAACAUUAACGGGCCGGAGGAUGAGAAAUUAACCAUAGAAGAAUUCGAUCUAAACGAAGAAUACAGAAAAAUGUUCCUAGAACAAUCCGUAAUAGAACGAGAAAAAUACCAAAUAAAUGUACUCGACGAUAUUGUUCAGUUCAAAACCGAGAGAGAUGCAAUUUUAGAGCAAUUCUGGGAUUCGUUUGUCGUCAAACCUAGAUCUAUACAAUGUUUGGAAAAAAUUUACCGAGUAAAGAACUAUUCGAUUAGUGCCGAAGAUCAGAAAAUAGUCGAAAAGGCCAAUUUCAUAAUAAACAAACGAGCUAAUGAAAGCGGAUAUCAUAGACAAAACUCGUCCAAUUUUCGGUCUUUAAAGAGCAAAUAUUCUGAUAAAUUAACCACUAAUCUGGAGUUUGCGUUAGAAGAACAAUCACUUUCCGAACAUCAUAGUAUCAAAGUAUCUAAAGACUCCAAUGAUAUUGUGUUAUUAGGAUCUAUUAGUCAUCGGUUUGUCGACGUCUCUGAACCGCUGAACACUCAACACGGAUACUACGAUUUGGAGAAGGCUGAAGAUGAAAUUAUUUUACUAGAGCACGUCAUCAACAAGUUAAAACGCCAAUUCAAUAAACUAUUCGAUGACACUUUCGAAGCAAAACAACUUCAAUUAGAUUAUCUGGAAAAAAGUAACGAACGGCUGUGGGUAAUAAACGACGAACUCCGAUUGGCUUGCAAAUUCGAGCCUACCGGAGAGCCUCCCAAGGAUUACAAAUGGCGUCAACGUGAACGCACCGAUCGGCUUGUAACUGUCGAGGACUACGAGGUUUCGGCAUUGCCAUACAUUUCUCCAAGUCAACAGAUGUUGAUUGACGCCGAGUUGGCAGAAGAAGAACGUAUCAGACGACUGUUGGCCGCCGACAAUUUUAGGCAACUGGCCAUAAUGGAGAUGAUGGACGGAGUGUUAGAAAAACGUUGGGAAGAUGAGUUGAAGAAAGACGUGCCGAAGCCAAAAUGCAUGUUGACAAAGGAACCAGAGGAAUACGUCGAAGAAGAUAUCCGUGCCGUGAACGAAUACGAGAAGGCCGUGGUGGCGUGGGACGAAGAAAGAGCAAAGUACAGAAAUUUACUGCAAGACGAACAGACCAAGUUGAUCCAAAAAAUGCAAGAGAGCAUCGAAACGUUUGAUAGUCGCGUGUUCGAACUGUUUAAGACUAAACUGAAAUACGAGUCGGCUAUAAAACAAGAGCAACUGAAAAUAAGCAGACUCAGAAAGAUGCUAAGCGAGGACAUACAUCACAUUGAACAAAUCGAACGAUACAAGAACGACCAGGAAAACGUUAUCAAAAUGAUCGACGAAACGAGCAGAAGAAUUAUGAAAACCGAUGCGAUGCAAAGCUCGUUGCUGAACACUAUUGAAACGUUGAAACAUAAAGACAACGUCCUUAAAAAGCGUUUUAAAUCAGAGUUUCCGUCGAAACUGAUAUACGAACAAGCGUUAGUUGCUUACAACCGACGACCAAAGAUACUGCAAGCUAAUACAACUUAUUCGCCUUUGAUCGGUUAUCAAUUUAUAAACGCUAUAAUGACCCCGAACAACAGCAAACUUAUAGACAUGUUAUCGUCGGAAUUCGUUCAGUAUUUGGACACGCUUAGAGCAUAUGACGACUACAAGUAUGUGGAAGACUAUAAGCUGAACAUGGACAAAGACACGUGGCAUAAAGUUUGCAACCUUAGACGGAUGAAAAUUGAAUCGGAGUUUAAAAUCAAAACGUUUCAAUUGGACGCAUCAGACAAAGCUAAUUUACUUGUGUGUUUAGAGCGAGAUAAAGAAGAUAAGACAUAUACGAUCGAUAAACUUAAAGCAACUAUAUUAGAUCUAGAAGACGAUAGAAACCUUUAUGAACAAAAUCCGCAAAUUCAAUUCGUAACGAAAAAUAGUUUUAUUGAAGUUGAAUUGACUGGACACUUAAAUGAUUUCGAUAAUACGGCAUUAGUAGACUUUGAUGAAAUAGAAACAAUAAAUAACGCUGUCAAAGAACUGGGCAAACGAAAGGUACACAUGUUGACUAACUUACUCAAAUACAAACGUAAAUGCACUAAGCUGGAAUGGGACCACGUUAUAUUAAAAAACGUCAAGAUAAAAUUGUGCGAACACCGGCUUCAUAUAAUUAAGGCUUUGAAAACUACCGGCAAUAUAUUGCACUACCUCAAGUUUAAAGCAAAGGGAGUAGACAUUGCUGAACACGCUCAACAAAAAGUUGAAAAGCAAAUAGCUGGAAUGAAAAUGACUUACAAAAAGCAAAUCGACGGAAUCAUUAGUAAUGUUCAAAAAAUAAAUGCUAAAAUAAAAGUCGUUAAAAAGGAUAACGCUGUUAUAGAAGAAAGAAUAAGUCAAAUGAACGCGCUAUUAUUAGAAUUAAAAAAGAAAAUUAGUCACAAUUUUAAUGAUAAACUGAAGUCCGCCAACGACGCAAGGAUGAAAAGUAUAGUUAAACGGACGAAAAUGAUGUCUAAAAUACAAGAAUUACACAAAGAAAUUGUAGUAUUGCACACAGAAUUGGAAUUAUUACUUUUGAAAACUUUCCCCACUUUAUUCAAUCUUAAAUUUUAA